This is a messenger RNA of Amorphotheca resinae ATCC 22711, 2139 nucleotides long. RefSeq lists its product as hypothetical. The record is from RefSeq and is a predicted model, not a curated record. The coding region runs from base 1 to 2139 and encodes 712 amino acids. The transcript has 2 exons. Gene Ontology annotation, molecular function: glycerol-3-phosphate dehydrogenase (quinone) activity. Gene Ontology annotation, cellular component: mitochondrion; glycerol-3-phosphate dehydrogenase (FAD) complex. Gene Ontology annotation, biological process: glycerol-3-phosphate metabolic process. NCBI's taxonomy places the organism in Eukaryota, Fungi, Ascomycota, Leotiomycetes, Helotiales, Amorphothecaceae.
AUGGCUUUUCGACAACGCUUCGCAAAGCCCAUCCUCUACACCACAUCCGUCGUGGCCCUCGGAGGCGGGUUCCUCUACUACUACCGGCCCCGCAACAUUCCUGGCGCGGAUUCCGCCGUCGUUCCUCCCCCGAAUCACGAAGCUGGAUCAUUCUCCCCGCCUCGCUUUCCCAAGGUGAAGUCGAGAGAUGAACAGAUCGCAGACCUGAAGCGGAGCGGGGGCUCCAAGGGCUCCGUCACUUCCUUGCUGCCGAAUGCGGAUGCGGCUGCGCCACAGAAUGAUGGGGAUAUAUAUGAUCUGCUCGUCAUCGGCGCCGGUGCAACAGGCGCGGGGAUCGCGUUGGAUGCUGCCACGCGAGGGUUGAAGGUCGCGAUUGUGGAGAGGGAUGAUUUCUCCAGCGGGACGAGUAGUAAGAGUACCAAGUUGGUGCACGGUGGAGUCCGGUACCUCGAGAAGGCGGUUUGGGAAUUGGAUUACAAUCAAUAUAAACUGGUCAAGGAGGCGUUGCGGGAAAGGAAAUACUUCUUAGACACGGCGCCGCAUUUGAGUUCGUGGUUACCCAUCAUGCUGCCGUUGGACAAGUGGUGGAAGGCGCCAUAUUACUGGGUUGGCACGAAAUGCUACGAUAUGUUGGCUGGCUCAGAGGGCAUUGAGACAUCAUACUUUCUGACCAAGUCGAAAGCCCUGGACGCUUUCCCUAUGCUCAAGAAGACGGAUCUGGUGGGAGCUCUGGUAUACUACGAUGGUGCACACAAUGAUUCACGCAUGAACGUUUCGCUGGCUAUGACAGCUGCGCUAUACGGUGCUACAGUAGUCAACCACGUGGAAGUCACCUCUUUAGAGAAAGAUGCUGAGGGCAAGCUCUGCGGAGCUCGGGUGAAAGAUCUCAUCGCCGAGAAGAAUGGAAAAAAGGCAGAUGAAUUCAACAUCCGUGCCCGGGGCAUCAUCAACGCUACUGGUCCCUUCACCGACUCGAUCCGCAAGAUGGAUGACCAAAAUGUCAAAGAGAUCGUCGCCCCCUCCUCUGGUGUUCACGUCGUGCUCCCUGGCUAUUACAGCCCACAAAAGAUGGGGCUCAUUGACCCCAAGACUUCAGAUGGGAGAGUCAUCUUCUUCCUACCCUGGCAAGGCAACACCAUUGCGGGGACGACCGAUGCGCCCACUGAAAUCUCUCAGAAUCCCGUGGCGGGCGAGGAUGAGAUCGACUGGAUCUUGUCCGAGAUCCGCCACUACCUCUCCCCCGACAUCAAUGUGCGACGCGGUGACGUCCUGGCCGCUUGGUCUGGUAUCCGUCCCCUGGUGAAGGACCCGAACGCCAAGAACACAGAAUCCCUCGUGCGAAACCACCUCAUCAAUAUCUCUCCCUCCGGUCUCCUAACCUGUGCUGGAGGUAAAUGGACAACCUACCGACAGAUGGCUGAAGAAGCUGUAGACGAGGCCAUCAAGACAUUCAAAUUACAACCAAAACCAGUCACCAACGCCCCCGAUGUCAGCGGAACAGAAAUGGUUAACGACGGCGCCCGCCUCGACGGCUCCUGCCAGACUCACCAAGUCAAGUUGGUUGGCGCGCACGGAUUCUCCAAAACCCUCUUCAUAAACCUCAUCCAACACUUCGGCGUAGAAACCGACGUAGCCAAACACCUCACUGAAUCAUACGGUGACCGCGCCUGGACGGUGGCAGCCCUGAGCAGCCCAACCGAGAAACGCUUCCCCGUCCGCGGCGAGCGCAUAAGCAAUCUUUACCCCUUCGUAGACGGUGAAGUCCGCUACGCCGUGCGCCACGAAUACGCCCAGACCGCCGUCGAUGUCAUCGCGCGCCGCAUGCGUCUCGCUUUCCUGAACGCCCAAGCUGCGCUCGAAGCCCUGCCCAAGGUCAUCGAUAUCAUGGCUAAGGAACUCUCAUGGGAUGCGCACAGGAAGGAUGUCGAGUGGACUGAUUCGGUCAAAUUCCUUGAAUCCAUGGGUCUUCCAAAAUCCAAGCUUGGAGCUACGAGACAGCAGGUCGAGAGCGGCAAGUUGCCAUUCCGUGACAACAUCGAGUACAAGAUGUAUUCGCGCCACGACCAGCCAGCCGACGAGCUCGCGUCCGAUCUGGGAAGCGUGAAGGGCAUCACGCUUGGGAGCGAGGCCAAGAACUAA